Messenger RNA from Oreochromis niloticus (Nile tilapia), 2146 nucleotides. It is a transcript of the gene prr5l, whose product is annotated as proline rich 5 like. Lineage: Eukaryota; Metazoa; Chordata; Actinopteri; Cichliformes; Cichlidae. The record is from RefSeq and is a predicted model, not a curated record. Bases 287 to 1390 code for a protein of 367 amino acids. Gene Ontology annotation, biological process: TORC2 signaling. Gene Ontology annotation, cellular component: TORC2 complex. The transcript is spliced from 9 exons.
CCUGUUGAAUGGAGGCAGCGGGAAGAGGCAGUUGUUCUCACUUCCAGUUAUCAGAGAACCUGUGUGAACUCCGUUUCUCAGUAUGAGUUCUUAAGCGGAGGAAGUGUUUGUUUUUUUUAGAACGGAAACCCAAGCGAUGCGCACACACAGCUGCCGCUGAUAACAAGAAGCGGCACUCCGCUUUCAGCUGCACAUCUUAUUGAGUCGCCAAAAGACAGCGGCUGUGUUUAUUUCUCAGAGCAGCAGCAAAAGGUGAAGCGAGUUUGCAGAGCAGCCAGCUUGCAUAAUGGGAUCUUUUCGGCGUCCCAGACCUCGAUUUAUGAGCUCUCCAGUUCUGUCGGACCUUACCCGUUUUCAUGCAAGCACACCUGCUCUACAGAUCUCCAACAUCACUGUGUGGAACAGGGUCCAAUCAGCUGUGAUCAAGGUGUUCAAGGGGGCAGCUCUGCAGACUAAUGAGCUCUACACACUUAACGAGAGCAUCAGGUGGCUCCUUAAAACUGAGAUGGGUUCCUUCAUCACAGAGUACUUCCAGAAUCAGCUGCUGAGUCGAGGUCUAUCUGGAGUCCUGGAACAGAUCCUUCUUCAAAACAGUGACACUGAUGACAACCAGCUUAAUGUCCUUGCCUGUAUGUGGGACCAGUUCUUCACAGAGACCCUCCCUACACUGCAGGCCAUCUUCUACCCUGUCCAGGGUCAGGAGCUGACUGUGAGACAGAUGUCUCUCUUGGCCUUCAGAGACCUGGUGCUGUUAAAACUUCACCUGGAGGAAACUCUGGGAAAUGCAACCUCUAUUCCUCCAUCGGUCACACAGAUGCUACUGGUGUUACAGGGUAUCCAUGAGUCUGGUGUUCCAAGUUCGGAGUAUCACCGUUUGGAGAGUCUAGUGGAAAUUGUUGUGUCUCCAUAUGUCUGCAAUGUCCUGCACAAUAGAAACAGCCACCAAUUAGAGCCCUGUCAUCUACGUUCAUCGGAAGCACUGCUAGGUGACCAGUCCCAGCCUGAAAUUAUGAUCACACAGCAUCAUAGCUCCCUGGACUCCUCGUCUCUUUCUCCACUGGUGGAACAAGAAGGAGAGGCAUAUCUGGAGAAAGUUGGCGGUGUGCGGCGCCACACAGUGGCUAAUGCACACUCUGAUGUCCAUCUGCUGUCAGUUUCAAACAAGAUGCAUGCUGGGAUGGAGAACAGCAGAAGGGAAGACGAACAGGGAGUUGUUGGGUUUUUGGUGGGGGCCAAGCCUAUGACUCCCAAGAAUUUCUGCCGCCAACUGGUGAUGGGAGAUUCUCCAAAUUGCUCAGAAGACAUUGGAUAUGUGAGACAGAACAAAAUGAAAAACUUCAGGAUGACGAAUGAAACUAACUGCAGAAAGAAACUCGCAGGACAUUAUUAAGAUUAAAGAACAAGAUGAGAAAUGCAAGAAACUGUGUAGGAAUCAAGAGGAAACGUUUGUACCAAGCUUGUUCAUCUAGGAUGGAAAGGUCUGCUCAGGGUCUUAACUGCAAUGAAUGUCUCAGCAUCAGCUAAGAGCUGUUUUCAAGUUCCUCACUACUUAUGAGGUUCUUUGUCUUUGUAUGUCUCCUAAUAUCACACAAAUAGGUUCUCUUUUAAGACUGUUAUUAAAUAGCAAAAUUUAUUAAUAAAACAAAUUCAUGUGCUUUACACUAUAAUACCAGUCCAGACAUUGGACACACCCACUCUUUCAAAAUGUUUGAGCUUUGUUUUUAUUUGUAAUAUUCUUUACUUUUCAAAAAUAAAAAUAAUAAAUGACACAUUGAUAUGUUUAAUAUAAUUAAUACAAAAAAUUAGUUUGAUGUCACCAUUUUUAACUUUAUCAGUUUGUCACUUGGCUGGAAAGGUGUUUAGUUAGCCAGCGAGCUUUGUCAAAUGUUAACUAUUAAAAUUACAUGCCAUUAUGUUUCUAUAAAUUCCAUACAAAUUUGGUACUAUUCAACAACUUUGCUAAGAAACACCAAACUAAAUAAAGAGCCCGUCAACUAGAAUACAGUGCAUCUGGAAAGUAUUUACAGUGCUUGAUUUGUUCCACAUUUUAACAUGUUACAGCCUCAUUCAAAAAGAAACUAAAUUUAAAAAGUGUAGUUUCUCCCAUUAUUACUCUCAGAACCUCUCAAGUUCAGGGUUGAUGGGA